This is a messenger RNA of Clarias gariepinus (North African catfish), 864 nucleotides long. It is a transcript of the gene nkx1-2a, whose product is annotated as NK1 transcription factor related 2-like,a. Bases 1 to 864 code for a protein of 287 amino acids. The transcript is spliced from 2 exons. Gene Ontology annotation, biological process: cell differentiation; regulation of transcription by RNA polymerase II. The record is from RefSeq and is a predicted model, not a curated record. Lineage: Eukaryota; Metazoa; Chordata; Actinopteri; Siluriformes; Clariidae. Gene Ontology annotation, molecular function: RNA polymerase II cis-regulatory region sequence-specific DNA binding; DNA-binding transcription factor activity, RNA polymerase II-specific. Gene Ontology annotation, cellular component: nucleus.
AUGUUUGAACAUCAGGAGAAUCCCGCGCUGAAAACAACGACCGGUCACAGAAUUUCCUUCUCUGUUAUGGACAUUUUGGACCCUCACAAGUUCACGCGUAAAAAGCUAGACGGACUUUCCACAGCGAACACUGAGACGCCUUUUCGGAGAACAGAGUUUGACAACAUGUCCAGUUCACCCUCUGGCAGAGACACUCCUUCUCCAACUGAGUCAUUACUUAGUAACAAAAAUCCAGGUGAAUGCACAGAAGAGGAGCGGUGCAACUCGCCACACACGCCUGAAGUGGAGGCCCCCACCCUCGCAGACACACAUUCUCGGCUCUCUUGUCCCAAAGAUCCGGAUGAGGCGGACGGCGAUGAAGAAAGCAGCAGUGUUAACGGUGUCGCAGACGCAUCGAGCACGGAGGAUCCCGCGCGCCGCCGCCGCCGGUCCCGGGCCGAUCACGGGAGCGCGCGCCCCCGACGCGCCAGAACCGCGUUCACAUACGAGCAGCUGGUGGCGCUGGAGAACAAGUUCCGCGCAACGCGCUACCUGUCCGUGUGCGAGAGACUGAACCUGGCGCUGGCGCUCAGUCUGACAGAGACCCAGGUGAAGAUCUGGUUUCAGAACCGCCGAACAAAAUGGAAGAAACAAAAUCCAGGAGCUGCAGACAGCAUCCUGCAAACGUCGAGCUCGAGCGUAAGUCCGGGUCCGGGACUGUGCGGGUCAGCCGUGGUGGGAUUUCACUCUUUCCCGCCUUUCAGUGGCGGAAAUGGUAUCUUCCACUCUUCCAGUGCCGUACCAAUAUCAUCUUCUAGUACGCUUCUGCGUCCGUUAUUUUCUAGGGGCUACCUGCAGCCCACCUUCUUCCAGCCUCAUUUAUAA